AUGCUGAAUCAGAAUCUACUCCCAAAGCACAUCUCGCUCGGGCAAUUCAGAAAACUAUUAGGCCGAUAUGAGUCUUUGAUUGAGUCAAUUUCAUCCACCAAUAUAGCAGCCAAGCCUAACGAGAAAACUCUGUUGGAGUUGGAUAGGUUCCGAUACCAUGAUGCCGUCAAUACGUACCGCCUCGAAGAGUCGAAACAGUCAAUGACGCUGAACGACGUUAAAACUCUAGUUGAUUGGAAGCUGCGCCAUGGAAAAUCCCGUCCUACUCUCAUGAAACUCGUAUCGUCGAAUGACGACGCGUUUGCCGAGAGUACUAUUCGAGAAGCGAUAGACGAAUAUCGUAAUAAUUCAGACGCAUCUAAAGCGUUAAGCACUAUCACCAAGUUGAAAGGAAUUGGUCCCGCCACAGCGUCCCUUUUGCUCUCUGUGCAUGACCCCCACGGCGUCAUCUUCUUCUCGGACGAAGCAUUCUAUUGGCUAUGUUGUAACGGCCAGAAGUUUCCCAUCAAAUACAACAUCAAAGAGUAUCAGGAGCUAAGUACUGCAAGUCAGGAACUAACCAAGAGGUUGGGAGUCGAUGCAGUUGACGUUGAAAAGGUAGCUUACGUAUUGAUAAAUGAGGGAGCAUCAGAUGCGACGUCCGGGGAUGCAGAGGCUGCUUCCCCGUCCGACGUCAAGCCUGCGCGGGUAGAUCCGUCGAGGAAACCGGUGAAGAGGAAGAGUAAUAUCUCCAACGACGCCACGGAUCAACAAACGCAGGGAGUGAUGGCAGUCGAUUUAUCUCAACCAGAUUUCGGCCCUAUUCCGCUUCCCGAACGAUUCGCUAAGAUAAAGCGGAAACUGAUUGCUGGUAAUGAGAAGGCUGUUGCAGAUUCGUUCUACCGUCUUCUCAGCCGGUUGAGAAAGGAGGCAGAGCGCAUCGAAACCGCCAGGUCCGAUAUAAUACCGUCGAUCGACUACUUAGAUAUACACGAUCCAUCUAAGGUAGCCAUUUUUCGGGACGCGCUAAAGGAGAGAGGCGUUGCUAUCAUACGAAGAGUCGUUCCGUCUAAUGUUGCUGUAGCGUGGAAGGAAGAAACACAGGAAUACCUUCGGCAUAACCCGCCCAUCAAAGGCAUCCCGCAACACGAUCCGCAGCUUUACGAGUUAUUUUGGAGUCCAGGACAAGUACGAGCACGGGCCGACUCACGGCUGCUUGAGGUCCAGAGAUUUAUCAUGAGAGUGUGGCAUUCAAAUAACGAAGAUGCUCUUGUGAGUAGUAAUCAUGCUGUAGCCUACGCAGAUCGCAUUAGAAUGCGGAAACCCGGUGAUACUUCCCUCGCAUCCGGUCCACAUAUAGACAACGGGAGCGUGGAAAGAUGGGAGUCGGAUGGGUACGGACGAGCAGGUGCCUACGCCAAGAUUUUCCAAGGACGAUGGGAGGAGUAUGACCCCUGGGAUAGUGACACUCGUCUACGCGUAACCCCAGACCUUUACAACGGCGCUGGUUCCUGCAGUAUGUUUCGAAUGUUCCAAGGCUGGCUUUCUCUAUCCUCGAUCCCACCUGGUAGCGGCUCUCUACUCGCUUGCCCCAUGCUACAGCUCACAACCGCCUACCUCCUUCUCCGACCUUUCUUCUGCCCACGCUUCAAGUCAGGCCCCAACUUCCUGCACGAGGACAACUGGAACCUGCACGUGGCGCAGAAUAGCAUCAUCCAGGGUGCCGUACCAGGGAGCGGUAUCCAGGAACUAAGCGAUGCUCUCCAUCCGCAUCUAAGACUGAACAAGACAAUGGUCCCAAUCCCGCGCGUCGAACCCGGUGAUUACGUGCUCUGGCACCCGGAUGCGGUCCACGCAGCCGACGCCAUCCACGCCGGAGCAUCAGACUCGAGCGUGCUAUACAUCCCCGCGUGUCCGCUGACGCAGACCAACGCGCUGUACCUCGCGCGGCAGCGCAAGGCGUUCCUCCUCGGCGACCCCGCGCCCGACUUCGAGAGCGGCGGGCGCCGCGGCGAGCGCGAGUACCUGGGCCGGCCCGGGGUUCAGGACGUGAACGACGCGGGCGGCGAGGAAGGCCUCAGAUCCAUGGGCCUGCUGCCCUGGGACGAGAAGAGCGGAUACGCGGAUAAGGCCGAGGCGGAGCUGUUGCGGCUCGCGAAUGGGAUAUUGUUCCCGGAUCGCUACGAUAUGAUGGCGAGGAGAGGCGCGAAGAGGCUUUGA
Daldinia caldariorum is the source of this 2199-nucleotide messenger RNA. RefSeq names its product DUF1479-domain-containing protein. The record is from RefSeq and is a predicted model, not a curated record. The transcript is spliced from 4 exons. The coding region runs from base 1 to 2199 and encodes 732 amino acids. NCBI's taxonomy places the organism in Eukaryota, Fungi, Ascomycota, Sordariomycetes, Xylariales, Hypoxylaceae.